Molecule: messenger RNA, 2298 nt
Organism: Candidozyma auris
Lineage: Eukaryota; Fungi; Ascomycota; Pichiomycetes; Serinales; Metschnikowiaceae
Exons: 1
Coding region: 1-2298 (765 amino acids)
Biological process (GO): protein deubiquitination
Cellular component (GO): cytosol; nucleus
Molecular function (GO): cysteine-type deubiquitinase activity; cysteine-type endopeptidase activity
Source: RefSeq, a predicted model, not a curated record
AUGUUCCGCAGAAUAAGGGCCCGCAACGACCCUGCCCCGAGCCCAGCGGCGUUUCCCGAUCUGUUCUGGCAAUGGUACGUUGAGUCGUACUCGAGACUACCGUCGUCUACAAACGACCCGGCAGACGUUUUACCGCACUACCCGAAGGUAUACUCGACGAAACUGUCGAGUGUAGCACUUGUGAAAAGCUUUUUUGUGGGUGAAUUGCCCCAACCGUCCACAAAUCAGGUGAUAGCGCUGCUCAAGUCGCCUUUUGCUUAUGGAGACCCAGUGAAGGCGUAUACUCUUAUACGGUUCUUUCAGCUUAGUGAAGAUGGAUAUUUCAUAACCAACGAUGGCUUCGAUCGUCUGGGUGCUAGAAUCGAGUUCUUAGGGGCCGAGAAUUGGGAAAACGUGAUGUGCUACAUGGAUGCUCUCUUGUUCUCCAUGUUUGCUAACUUGGAGAGUUUUGAGCCCAUUUUGUUUGUUCUGAAUCAGCAUUCAAAUCCUUUAGUGAAUCAGCUCUCUGGUUUGCUUCGUGUUUACGUGAACUUGAUGCGUUCCGGCAACCUCAUCACCACUGACAUUUCCAUGAGACUUUGCGAGUGCCUCAUGAAGCUAGGAUACAAUGAAGCCAUGAGCCACAAGCAGCAGGAUGUAGCACCGCUAUUUGAGUUCUUGACAGAGACGCUUCAGAUGCCACUCUUAACUUUCAAAGUGGAGAUUAAGCAUCUGGGCAAGCAUGAGGAAGAUGAUACAAAAUACUCGAAGGAGCGCAUCUUGUUUGUUUCUGUUCCCAAUUCUGACGACUCUUCCACACCGGUCAAGCCCGAAGAUAAGUUUGUAGAGCACAAUCUGGGCGACGACAAUGCCAUUCUACUCGAGGAGUGUCUUGAACACUAUUUCAACAACUCCAUCUCGGUCAAGCGAGAACUAGAAAGACGUGCUACUCUUGAUAGCUUGAGCAAACUAGCUGAAAAUAGAGAUAGAGACGACUCUGAAGUGUCGCAUGCUAGCGUUUCCUUCAAUGGGAGAGCUAGGCACAGCACCCAAGGCUCUUUAGGAAACCUGGUUCGAGUACGUACACGCUCGUCUACACUUUCUAUUUGGUCGAUUUCAAGCUUGGAGUCGAAGCCAAAGGAGGUGAUGCUUCCUGCUUGGAUGUUGUUGCGUCUUUUGCCGUUUUACACGGAUGAUAAUGAGCUCACCAACGAUAACGAAAGCGUUGCUCGAAAUUCAAAAGAGUUUGUCAAUAGGCGUCCUGUGCUCCCGAUCUGUCUCAAGAGAUACUCAUUUGACGCGGUAGAACAGCUGGCGAAUCGCUCAAACAAAAGAAUCAUCAUACCUCCAGUCAUUGAAUUGCCUUCGUUCGUAGCUGAUGACGUUGACGAUACAGACACAGGUGGGUUCAAAUUGAUCUUGGAAAGCGCAUUAUGCCACAGGGGAACUACCAUUGCCAGUGGACACUUUGUCUCGGCUGUUAGAAAAAACAUACAUGUGGUAGAUGAGACCCUAGAAGAGUCGCUCAAUGCAGAGUGGUUCUUGUACGAUGACAUGAAAAAGAAGAGGGUAGUCAAGAAGACCUUCUCAGAAAUUUUUGAUAAAGAAUGGCCAUACAUGCUCUUUUAUCGUCUUGCAUCUUCAUCCGACGGGUCCAGUUCGGUGCUGUCGCUUCGGUCCAGUAUGGGCAGCGAAACCGCUGGCCGGGUUGUGCCGCCACGAGGAUCAAAGCAAAAGUACUGGCAGGAGGACGCCUUGACCCCUAUUCUCUCCAGAAGUGAGACGAAGAGCGAUGUGGAGUCCAAAACGCCAACGACGGUGCUUCCAGCUCCGUCUUCCCUAGAGACCGCUGUCAAAUCAUCUUUUGGAAGUGACAUGUCCACUUCAAGCGUCCCCAUUCCUGACAUUCUACCGACAAGCGCCAAAUAUGUCGAUAUUCGUCAACGGUACUUGUGGUAUGUUACUGACGAGGAGAAGAAUUACUACAAGGAGUCAGCAUCUCCUUCAAAAACUGGCAGCAGAAACAUGAGUGUGAGUUUCACGCCGCAGUUUAGAAGAAAUAGUCAGUGGAGUGACAACUCAAACAUCAGUGGUCUUGUUUUGGCGGAGAGUACUGCUACUGAGAAAGUAGACAUGGAGAAAGUAUCGAAGAAGUUGGAGAAGUUGGACACGAGCGGUAAGACGCUGGGAGGAGAGGAGGAAGAAGAUUCCAAAAAUCAUAGGCAUCUUGGGCACCUUCACCAUCAACACGACAAAAAGAAAAAGGAGGCGAAGAAACGCAGAGCGGAAUAUAGAAAAGAGAAGUGUGUGAUAAGCUAG